GCAAUUAAAGGAUGAUAACAGGCAGUAACCUAAAGGACAGACUCCAUCUUACUUACCAAAUUCCAUGUUAGCUCAGUUGCAUAAAGAACAUAGAUGAGAGCUUUCAUUCCCUGCUGAAAAGGAUGCCAUGCCUCCACCAGUGAUUGCCCCCUGCGGGUCACUUUCUCAGUCAUUUUGAGCUCAGCCUAAGCAAAGACUGAGGUUAUGAAGUCGAUCCUAGAUGGCCUUGCAGAUACCACCUUCCGCACCAUCACCACUGACCUCCUGUACGUGGGCUCAAAUGACAUUCAGUACGAAGACAUCAAAGGUGACAUGGCAUCCAAACUAGGGUACUUCCCACAGAAAUUCCCUUUAACUUCCUUUAGGGGAAGUCCCUUCCAAGAGAAGAUGACUGCGGGAGACAACCCCCAGCUAGUCCCAGCAGACCAGGUGAACAUUACAGAAUUUUACAACAAGUCUCUCUCGUCCUUCAAGGAGAAUGAGGAGAACAUCCAAUGUGGGGAGAACUUCAUGGACAUAGAGUGCUUCAUGGUCCUGAACCCCAGCCAGCAGCUGGCCAUUGCAGUCCUGUCCCUCACGCUGGGCACCUUCACGGUCCUGGAGAACCUCCUGGUGCUGUGCGUCAUCCUCCACUCCCGCAGCCUCCGCUGCAGGCCUUCCUACCACUUCAUCGGCAGCCUGGCGGUGGCAGACCUCCUGGGGAGCGUCAUUUUUGUCUACAGCUUCAUUGACUUCCACGUGUUCCACCGCAAAGAUAGCCGCAACGUGUUUCUGUUCAAACUGGGUGGGGUCACGGCCUCCUUCACUGCCUCCGUGGGCAGCCUGUUCCUCACGGCCAUCGACAGGUACAUAUCCAUUCACAGGCCCCUGGCCUAUAAGAGGAUUGUCACCAGGCCCAAGGCCGUGGUGGCGUUUUGCCUGAUGUGGACCAUAGCCAUUGUGAUAGCCGUGCUGCCUCUCCUGGGCUGGAACUGCGAGAAACUGCAAUCCGUUUGCUCAGACAUUUUCCCACACAUUGAUGAAACCUACCUGAUGUUCUGGAUCGGGGUCACCAGCGUACUGCUUCUGUUCAUCGUGUAUGCAUACAUGUACAUUCUCUGGAAGGCUCACAGCCAUGCCGUCCGCAUGAUUCAGCGUGGCACCCAGAAGAGCAUCAUCAUCCACACGUCUGAGGAUGGGAAGGUACAGGUGACCCGGCCAGACCAAGCCCGCAUGGACAUUAGGUUAGCCAAGACCCUGGUCCUGAUCCUGGUGGUGUUGAUCAUCUGCUGGGGCCCUCUGCUUGCAAUCAUGGUGUAUGAUGUCUUUGGGAAGAUGAACAAGCUCAUUAAGACGGUGUUUGCAUUCUGCAGUAUGCUCUGCCUGCUGAACUCCACCGUGAACCCCAUCAUCUAUGCUCUGAGGAGUAAGGACCUGCGACACGCUUUCCGGAGCAUGUUUCCCUCUUGUGAAGGCACCGCGCAGCCUCUGGAUAACAGCAUGGGGGACUCGGACUGCCUGCACAAACACGCAAACAACGCAGCCAGUGUUCACAGGGCCGCAGAAAGCUGCAUCAAGAGCACGGUCAAGAUUGCCAAGGUAACCAUGUCUGUGUCCACAGACACGUCUGCCGAGGCUCUGUGAGCCUGAUGCCUCCCUGGCAGCACAGGAAAAUUUUUUUUUUUUUUUUUUUUUUAAGCUCAAAAUCUAGAAGAGUCUGUUGUCUCCUCGGUUAUAUUUUUUUAAGUUUACCAUGCUCAGUGAAAAGGUGAUUGUCACCAUGAUCACUUAUCAGUUUGCUAAUGUUUCCAUAGUUUAGGUACCCAAACUCCAUUCUCCAGGGGUUUACAGUGGAGAAAGCCUGUUGCUUAAGUGACUGAACGAUCCUUCAAAGUCUCAAUGAAAUAGGAGGGAAACCUUUGGCUACACAACUGGAAGUCUAAGAACCCAUCGAAAAAUGCCAUCAAAUGAAUAAUGCCUUUGUAACCACAACUUUCACUAUAAUGUGAAAUGUAACUGUCCGUAGUAUCAGAGAUGUCCAUUUUUACAAGUUAUAGUACUAGAGAUAUUUUAUAAAAUGUAUUAUGUCCUGUGAGAUGUGUAUCAGUGUUUAUGUGCUAUUAAUAUUUGUUUAGUUCAGCAAACUGAAAGGUAGACUUUUAUGAGAACAAUGGGCAAGCAGUGGAUACAUGUCAAUGAGUGCACUUUUUUUCUAUAUUAUUGCCCAUGAUAUAACUUUAGAAAUAAACCUUAGUAUUUCUUCAAAUAUCUCUAUUUAAUUUUGACACUGAAAAAACCAUAAAGGUUUAUUUUUCUGUUACCUCAACAAGAAGAAUUUGAAGACUUCAAAAUAUUGGGCAGAAUUCAUUCACACUUAAAAAUUUAUUAGCCCUGCAUUUUCAUAGGAAGACACAUUGUCUUCUGGACUAUAGCUGUUCUAAUGGAUUGUAAUCAGAAUGAAAGAGAGAAAGCAUAUUGACUUUUUUUGAGCGACAUCUCUGACUUUCUUUAGUCUUUAGCUAUUACUGGAUCUCUUAAGACAGCAUGUGUUAAUCUUAAUGUAUAUUGUUAUCACUGUGCAGUUGCUGUUUACUUGAAUAGUAUUGUGUUCCUGUAUUCCAGGUUUAAGUAGAUUUCAUGCCUGGGUGGCCAGACAACAGUCUUCAUUUUUUUUAAUUGAAAAGAAGUAGUGUCUGGAUCAGUAAAAUUAUACUGUGUGUGAGUGUGAAUAUAAAUGUGUGUAUGUGUGUUUCUGUCCUGUAACUGUUACAGUAAUGUCAUAAAGUGAGAAAACUGUGACCAAGUGUAAACUAUUACUACUUGCUGCACUCUUCCACAUGGAUUCAGUUUCUAAAAUUGAGUUCUUCCUGUAAUCUUGUUGAUAAAAAAUACUGACUCCAACCAUUCAAAAAUUUCACCCCAUCCCUCCUUAAGAGAUUGGAUCAAGUAUUACUAAAUUGACCUUUAGGUAUUACAUAAGACCAGUGUUUAGCAAGAAAUAAUGACAGACAUCCAAGUAAGGGAUGUAUUUAUAGUGUCAUUGCCGGGAAAGGAGAGUACUUUGGUUUCUGAGCACCGAAUAUUGAUCAAGAUGUCAGUCACUAAAAGGAAGACAGUUCUACAGGAAAACAAAUGAUAACAUUUUUCAAUAGCGUGUGUAGGUAGUAUGCACUAUAUACAUCACAUUAAAGUAGGACUAUCACACCCAGCCCAUGUGGCUAAAAAAGCUGAAUCAGACAGUGGAUGAGACACAAAACGGCAGUGAAGAGCCGACACACUUGGCAUUGACGUCUAGAUAUGCUGCAUCUGUGCUUUGCCCACAUGCCCUUGGUGACAGCUGAGCACCCAGCUCUGUCUUGGUAGGUUUGGGCUAAGGAACAGACCUCUCCUUUGCUCAUGGUUAGCAAGAUACACUCAAGCAUGAAGAUAAACACAGCUGCUUUCUUCUUACACCCCGGUCUCAUACUCCUUAAUGGCACCGUGGGUGCUCAUUGUUGGGCCUUUUUCCAGUAAGGAAUGAUAUUGAUGAAGAAUCUACUUAACCCUGACAAAUUUUAAUUAUAAUCUCUUCUUAUACAGAUAAAACAUGACUCCUACAAGGCCCCAAGGUCUACAUAGUCUGAAGUGAAGUAGAGAGCUGGCAUCUAUCUGGUGAUUUCUAGCUCUCGAGAUACCCAAGCAGCCUGAUGGGGCAGUUCCCCUUCUUACAGUUCAAGCUCUAAGGCAGGAUGUGGCUUGUGAGAUACUUUGCAUUGUCUGUCUGCACACCUUGAAUCUGCCUGCUGGUUCCCUUACUUUACCUCUCUGUCAUGUGCAGAUGAAGGCUCAGGGUGCUAGAGGAUUAAUAAGAUCUCUUUCUAAAGAAAGGAGAGAUUAUUGACAAGAAGAACUCACCAGGGCAGGGUCUAGUUUCCAUUUAAGAAUUGCCAGUCUUUUGUCCUGCAUCAUCUUGAAUAUUAAUCCACAUAUUUCAGAGAUCACCAGGCAGUACCAAUGCUCUUUUCACAGCUAUGAAGAGCUAGUAGAGACGAAAUUCUUGUUAUGGUAGAAAAAUUUCACGAUUCAUUUUUGAAACUGCAUUUGUGCGUAUGCAAUGUAGAUUUUAUAGUGUGUUGUGCUUUCAAGAUCUAAAUCACAUAUAAUAAAUUAAGGGACAAUGGGGCUGACAGCACUAAACUUGGUGCUUAUUGAUAUUCUAAGAAAUAUCUGUGAAAUAUCAUCACGUAUAUUAUACAACCUUCAUUUAAAAAGGUUUAAAACUAGUUAGAUUCACUUUGACACUUUUCAUAUCAUUUCUUAACCCAAGUGACGAAAACGUUGUCCCCAAUGAAUACACUCAUUAGAAUUACCACUUGGUAAUAUCACUCAUUAAUUAGCCCCAUAAUUAGAUCCAUUAAUUUAAAUAUGAGUUAAAUUUAAGUAAGUUUUAUAAGGUCUGACAUCAGAGGUAUCUUACUUUCCUCUGAGGAUGAUGUACUUGCCCUGACCAUGCGUUUUACCAUCACACAUGUCUUCAGAAAGGGCCGAAUUCCCAACCUGCUCAUUUUUUUAAAUCAGAGUCAUGAUGAGUCAGUCCUAGAAUGUUUCAUUUGGACAAGUAGGGCUGCCUCCAAGAGGAACCUCUGAUCUAUUUUGUAUGAAAUAUAUGUGAAAGGAUAUGAAUCUGAGAGAUGCUGUAGACAUCUGUCCUACACUUGAGAUGAUUUCCAGGCCUCUCUGGCACUUUUGAGUUAAGUCUAUCUGGUAUUAAAUGCCAAGGACCUUUUGCUGCCUAAAUCCACUCUGCAGGAAAUAGGCCCAACCACCAGAUAAGAAUUAGGCCCUGGAUGAGUAGCGCUCUAGUUACUGUCCUGUUGAUUAAUUUCUGCCAUUUCAUGUCCAUAAAAGAGACCACCCAUAUCAUGCACACAAUUAGAUUUCUCACACUCUAACUGUAUAUUUGUAUUAUAUUUUAAAAUCUCCUAAAUGCUGGGCAAUGGCUAUUAACAAUUAAUUGUCUUGCACUGGCCUUCUGAUGAAAUGUUAACAAUGCCUAUUGUAAUAUAGAAAAAAACAUUCUAUCUACUGAUUUGGGCUGAAUGUAUGUAAAUAGGUUUCUAAAAAGUCAGAUGUUUGAGCAGUGGCCUAGAAAUCAGUAAUUUUCAGAUGGGAGGGUUUCUUUACAUUGCCGUGGCAUCUUAAAUGCUAUCUUCAUGUAAAUUGACUGUACUAGGCCUACUGGGGAUCAGAGUUCCCAAGAAAGGAAACCUUUUCUUGUAUCUGGAUUCAAAUUUAUUUCCAAUGUUUCAAGUGGAAAACAUGACUCUUUAAUGUCUGUAAAUCUAACAUUAUUACUUUUCCUCUUAGAAGAAUAUUGUAUUGUUAGAUGUUUGUUGAGCUGGUAACAUCGUUGCAACCACUGCAAUAUCUUCGUUAGUAAUCUGUAUAAUACUUUGUAUACAAGUACUGGUAAGAUUGUUAUUAAAUGUAGCUUCAGUCAUUAAAUUACUAUAGCAAAGUAGUACUUCUUCUGUAAUAUUUACAAUGUAUUAAGCCCAUAGUAUAUUUUAUUUCAAUGGUGUAAUUAAACUGUUACUUAUUCAAAGAGAAAACAUCUCAUCAUGUCUAUUGUCCAAAGUUACCUGGAAUCAAAUAAAAAUUCUAGAUUACCAUGAAGAACAUAAAAUGCCUUUGAACUCUGCCUUAUUUC
Messenger RNA from Pongo pygmaeus (Bornean orangutan), 5668 nucleotides. RefSeq names its product cannabinoid receptor 1 (gene CNR1). Gene Ontology annotation, molecular function: cannabinoid receptor activity. NCBI's taxonomy places the organism in Eukaryota, Metazoa, Chordata, Mammalia, Primates, Hominidae. The transcript is spliced from 2 exons. Gene Ontology annotation, cellular component: membrane. The record is from RefSeq and is a predicted model, not a curated record. Gene Ontology annotation, biological process: G protein-coupled receptor signaling pathway. The coding region runs from base 205 to 1623 and encodes 472 amino acids.